GUUCUAGGCGCGCAAGGUCGACUACGCGACAGUCAUUUGCUACGCGUUAGCCCAACACGUGCGAGAUAGAAUUAUUGUUCGCGCAGUGACCGUUGCGCGCGCGGCAUCCUCCCAUUUAUAGUGUAGCAUUACUCCGCUUUGCUCUCAUCGAACACGCACAACUUUUACGUUGUUCACACCGUGCAGAUCUGUCUUGUUUGAGAAUCCGUUAAUAUCAAACUGAUCGCCAUGGCGGAAGAAUAUCUUUACGGAAUCGUUCUCGAAGGAGCUAACUCAUCCGAAGUUUGGGAUCCCGAGCACAAGAAUGAUGAUGCAGAUGGUACGAACCAACAUGAUUAUGGUGCUGAUCAGAAGCUUAUUAUUAAAAUGGCACUGUUAGGACCAGAAGCAAAGCCUGGUGAACUUAAUGUACUGCAAGUAGAAGCGAUGGGACUCAAAGGAACUAUCAAAACACCAAUCGCUCUUUUAGAGAUGGGAAAGACAGCGCAAAUAAUUCUUGAUCUUAGUUUUCCUGACCCACCAGUAACGUUUACCUUGGUCAAGGGUAGUGGGCCAGUUCACAUAGUAGGACACAAUCUUCUUGGUACGCAUAUGGAAGAAUUUGUUGAUGAUAUGGAUGAAGAGUUAGAGGAUGAAAAUAUUGACGAUGAUGAUGAUGAAAAGGAUCCUGAUGACGAGGAAGAAGAAGAUGACGAACCCAAGAAGAAAAAUGCCAAAUUAUCUACUGCAGCCAAAUAUAAAAAUCAAGCUAAUAAGAACAAGAAAAAAUAAAGCAUGAGUCUUUGCAUAAUUGGGGAAAAACAAAAAAAAAAUAAAAAAAAAAAUACCAACACAGAAAACUCUUAAGUUAGGCUAUUAAUGCGUAAGUCCAUCAUCAAUUAUCAUCAUCCGCAUUUCUGCGAAAUCUUGUAUCGUUUCAUCAAAUUAUCAGACGACACGUGUUGCGUUCCACGUUUCUAAAACACAACUGGACCAAUAAAGUACAAUAAGAUAACAGUGUAUCAUGUAUUUCACAGAAAAAAUGGUAUCACGUUUUACUACUAGUCCACUUGUAACGAACUAUAACACAGUUUUAAUUUAACAGCAUAGUAUUACUACUUAAGUAACGAAUUUUCUUUAAUUUUUAUUUCUUUUGUUCCCCUUUUGAUUUUAUGUAUAAAUAUUUUAAAUUAAAUAUUUUUCUUUUUCUUUCCUUUUUUUUUUUAUAUAAUAAUUCUCAUUUUUUUUUCAUUUACUUCGAUAACAAAUAUAUCUUCGUUAUUUCUCUACUUGCCUUAAAGAAGAAACAUCCCUUACGCUUGAUUGUACUGUGUAUGUGUGCGAUAUAUAGAAGAAAAAAAUAUCUAUUGUUGAUCAGAAAUUAUUUUUUUGACAAAAUUUUAUGAAAUUUAACUGCUAAGGGAUAUUAGAUCUUUUGAGACAGGUAGUCUGAAGCCAAAAAUCCUUUUUACGUGUAAUCUCGUUUCUAAUAAUGUUGAAGUUACAUAGGAUGCGUUUAUAAUGUUCUUUCCUUAUUCGAUACAUACGAACUAAAUAUUUAACAAAAAUUGUUAUUUGAAUCCGGAAGUUUUAAUGACGAUGAGCUUUGUACGAUAUCAUAGAGAGAAAGAAAGAAAGAAAGAUAGAAAGAAAGAUAGAAAAAAAGGAGAGAAUGAUUUUUUAAAAAUAAAUUAUGCGCGGUCAUUCUUGGCCCAGUUGUUGUUCGUUAAAAUUGUGGAAAGCAUAGACGAACUUGCAGUAAGAGGAAAAAAGAGUAAGAGAGAGAGCGAGAGACGCAUUUGUAUUUCCUUUCUGUCUUCUCUGAUACCGUGUUCACACAUCAAAUACAAUACUUCCAAUGAUGUUAAAGAAAAAUCAUAAACAAAACAAAAAUCUACAUACUGUCUUAUAUUGUAGCCAUGUAAUACAAUUCAGAAAAAAAAUAGUAUGUCUUUUAAGAAAUUGCAAAAGCUACUCUAUCCAGCCACAGUGUAAUUUAUUAUUUUCGUGUGUACAAGAUGGGGAGGGAUAGUAGAGAUAGAGGGGGGAAGAAGCAGGAUGAAGAGAGGAGAAAGGGUAAUACUCAAGAAAAAAAAAGAAACCCUUAUACCGCAGUCAUUAAUAAUUGUUAAAGAAGAUAAAGAAAAAUAACAUCAGAGAGAGAAUUAUAAAAAAAAAAAAAUUAAAGGAAAAAGCAUAUUCACGCGUCACCUCGAUAUUCAUUCCAUUUGAUGAAAGAUAUAAUAGAAGGAGAAUUUACAGGUGUACUACACAGCAUUGUGUGUGUUUGUGUGUAUGAUGUUCUUACAUCAGUAUCAUCAUAUGCAAAAGUAUAUAUGCGAUUGGGUGUUUGAAACGCCCUUGCGAUUGAUAGUAGUCUGUACACCUAUUUUGUACAUAUACGAUACACAAUAAAAAAUUUCACAACUUUUAAUCAGUA
This is a messenger RNA of Polistes canadensis, 2419 nucleotides long. RefSeq names its product nucleoplasmin-like protein. The transcript has 5 exons. Bases 229 to 771 code for a protein of 180 amino acids. Gene Ontology annotation, molecular function: histone binding; RNA binding; chromatin binding. The record is from RefSeq and is a predicted model, not a curated record. Lineage: Eukaryota; Metazoa; Arthropoda; Insecta; Hymenoptera; Vespidae. Gene Ontology annotation, biological process: chromatin remodeling. Gene Ontology annotation, cellular component: nucleoplasm; nucleolus; cytoplasm.